AUGGCCAUCAAUGGGCAUGUUAUUACCUGCAUGGAGGACCUUCCAGAGGAGAUCCGAACUGGGAAGCCAAGCGCUUGUUCCAGUGCUUGUCAAUCUGUUUUUCCAAGCUUCGCCUCGUACUGGUGGCAACCUACAGCUAUGAUGUCACGAGCUCCAUAUGGUUACAGGAUACACGUUCCAGCCGAAGAGCAGGGCCACAUGUUUUUUAGCAACUUUAUCAGCAUGGUCAAGGUGGCGAUGAUGGAGGAAGCUUCUGCGCAGGAGGUGAUUUUUGCAAAUGACCCGCAGGUGAAAUUCGAUAUUCUGCGAGGCGGCUCUCGUCUUCGACGGGCAACUCAAGAAGGCCCAGACGCUUUGGCAGUUGAACUGCAAACCUUCACACAAGAGUUGGAAAAGAAGACCUUCCUUCCAGUGUCUUCAGACAUGGCCCACAUGCAUCAUGUGGGGUUGCACCACUCGGCACAAAUGCCUACUCCGCUAACGGACCAUGAAAUGGUCAGCCAUUUGAUGCAGAUCUUCGUUGAGGAACUCGCAAUCGGAGUGUCCCUGCCACUUUGGCGUGCUGUUCGAGAGGGAAACCUGGAGGACUGCCAACACCUUUUGCAAGAUCAAGCCGAUCCCAACCUGUCUGAUGGCAAAGGGACAACAGCCCUUCACAUUGCAGCUGAAAGUCGCUCCACACAGGUCCUUCGGCUUUUGCUGGAGCAUGGCGCAUCGAGCACCGCUAAAGACCAUCGGGGACGAACACCAGCACAUUGUGUGACGUUGAGCCAGGACCCCAAGACUGAAGAACUUAUCGAGCUUUUUAUGGAGGACUCUGCAUCUUUGCAAGUGAAAAACAAAGCCGGUGUUUCUGUCUUUGAGCGAUUCUACCUUUGGUCCUUGAGUGCACUGGAUGGGGAGCCAUUUGAACCUCUAUCAACCCGCCUUCGAAACUACGCAGGCUCUCAUUUCAUUCCUGGUUUGCCAGAGCUUUGGCAUGUCGGAGUCCAAUCUUUGGGUUCUGCAUGUCCACGUUCCUUAGACUCUGUGGUGGACCAAGUCCGACGAAUAAACAUCAAUGGGACGAUGCGCACAGUGCACGUGCUAGUACCUUCGCACACGACAAAAGAACCUUUGCUCUACCUGGGCUUUGGGCGUCUCCUGCCCUGGUCACUGCAGGAGCCUGCCAUGAAGAUGCUGGCCUACGAACAGGGCUGUGAUAUUUUUUGCAUUGGAUGCGAAGCGGUGCUUCCAAAUCUUUUGGAAGAAGAUACUGAAGACCCUGAGCACGAGGGAGAGGCUUUCUACAAUGACCUUUUCCACUUGAUAGAUGCUCUUCCACUGACCUACCGCUUCUACUUAUGUGAUAGCACCUAUGGCCUUGCUUUGCCAGUGCUGUGGAAGCUCUGGGACCGUCUUAGUGGGGUCUUGGCCAUAAACCCCAGCUGGAUUUUCAAUGCCAACACUACGAAUGACGUGACGGAGCACAUCUUCAGCCGAGCCGCAAAGCUGUCAGAUAUUGCUAGGCACCGUGAUGUGAAGAAGUUGAGCAAAAUGCUUUGUGACUUCUCCAUCGCACCCUCCUUGGCAAAAGCAUAUUUCUCUUUGCCGCAGAGUGAUCAGAAUGGAGUUGCAGAAUUGAUGGAUUCUGCGAUGCACAGGCAGUAUGAAUCGGCCCUGAGCACCGCUUCCGAUUCCUUCUGGAAGAUGGGUGUAUUGCAGCCAACUUGGACCGUGAGGAAACUGACACAGGUCCUGAAAACAUUGCCUCCCUGGCAGCCACCAAGGUCAAUCUAUGUUAUUCUGGCUUGCGGGAGCCAUUCACCAGUGGCAGCGGUUCAAAAUGCAGCAUACAAUCUUCAGGAGCUCAUGCCCGGGUCCAUGCAAGUGUACCUUCCCCAUUGCAGCUGGCUUUGGCAUAUUGAAGGCACUAGGCCGGUCUUAGAGACCAAUGAGCUUCUCGGAUUCUUGAGGGAGGAUGGCACCGCCACAGCUUCCUUGACGUCCAUGUUGAUGCGAAAACGAAGGGACUUGGAGUCGGGAAAAACAAGUCCAACAAGAAGACAGUGA
Durusdinium trenchii is the source of this 2052-nucleotide messenger RNA. Lineage: Eukaryota; Dinophyceae; Suessiales; Symbiodiniaceae. The record is from the annotation of a GenBank genome assembly.